This is a messenger RNA of Neoarius graeffei (lesser salmon catfish), 849 nucleotides long. RefSeq names its product probable G-protein coupled receptor 160. The record is from RefSeq and is a predicted model, not a curated record. Gene Ontology annotation, cellular component: plasma membrane; signaling receptor complex. Lineage: Eukaryota; Metazoa; Chordata; Actinopteri; Siluriformes; Ariidae.
AUGGAGGUUUCCCUAAUGACCCUGUUGGUGUCUCUGUGGAUGAAGACGUUGGUGAACUGGGUGGUGUUGAUGGUGCAGAAGGGUCAUGUGGGGCAGAGCUUCUGGGGCAUCUUCUGCAUGUCAGUGGCAUUGGGUGACGCCCUCCUGCACCUGAGUGUCACCUGCGUUUUCUUGGUUCAGGAUGUUCAAGUGUUUGAGCUGCGCCUCACUAAGUACCAUGUGUGUGUUCUGGUUCAGGCGGCGUGUUCCAUCCAGGGGGUUCUGCACUGGCCCGUCUUCAUCCUCUGUGGACUGGACAUCCUGUGGCGCACACGCCAUCCCUGUCCUCAUCUCACACAAAUGAUCGUCCACGCCACCGUUGUGUUCCUGCUGUGGACUCUGGCCAUGUUUUUUGUCUUCACCAUCCCCGAUUCCCACCUGCUCACAAAAGACGAGGACGAUCACAUCACCCUGCAGCGGUGUCAGGUGAUGGGUGGGGCUCAGAGCCGGCAGGUGGCCUGGGCAUCGUUGCUGACGCUAGUGGGCAUGGCUUGCUACAUACUCUCAGUGAGGAGAACGAACGCUGAACAGCUGAGGAAGUGUGUCUGUCACUUCCUGUCCACCUGGAGCACCUUCCUGUUCCUGCUGCUCUUUAUCUUGGUGUCCGGAACAGAAGUUCCUCCAUAUGUGGACAUGAACAGCAUGUGGCUGUGUUUUAUUCACAGUCUGUAUACUGUAUUGGCCCUGCAGAGCUGCACUUGCAUUUUCUGUGCUCAAUGUCUCAUACACGUCUGCUUCCUGACAAACAAAUUGAGUUUCACUGCAGAAACUCCUUCAGAGCAGACGCUUCACACUCGGAGACUCACCUGA